Fimicolochytrium jonesii is the source of this 651-nucleotide messenger RNA. RefSeq lists its product as uncharacterized. Lineage: Eukaryota; Fungi; Chytridiomycota; Chytridiomycetes; Spizellomycetales; Powellomycetaceae. The record is from RefSeq and is a predicted model, not a curated record. The transcript is spliced from 3 exons. Gene Ontology annotation, biological process: tRNA 5'-leader removal. The coding region runs from base 1 to 651 and encodes 216 amino acids. Gene Ontology annotation, cellular component: ribonuclease P complex.
AUGCCAGAACAACCGUCAUCGUCAACACCCGCACCAGGGCCACCAUCAGCGGCACCCGCACCACCCGCAUCCGCCCUCCAACAAAAACAGCCCCCAAAACGCAAACUCUCCCAAGCCCUCAGCGCAUCCGCCCUCGCCGCACGGAGCAUCGCCAACAAACAAUCACAAGCCACCAAAAAGCGAAAGCAAACCGAUCCACCACCAUUAGCAACAGCGAAACCAAAUAAGAAAAAUGCGCAGGUCACUGUCCCAGCACCGGCGGCGGACACAGCACGCGCGGGAUUCAAGCCAUCGAAACUAACAAUCUCCCCAUCCCCAUUCGCAUACCUCCGUCUUCGCUUCACAUCAUCUGACCCAACAUACACAGUCACUCCCCUCCACUUCCGCAACGCAAUCAACCACGCGCUAAGGGAGGUGUUUGGGAUCGUUGGUGCGGCGCAUCAUGUUGAUUUGCUCAGAUACUCGGAAUCCAAAAGUGUCGGUAUCAUCCGGACUACAUACGAAUCGGCACCGACCGUCCGCGCGGCGUUAACGCUGUUGAGGGAGUACCAGGGGACCGAGUGUCGGGUGGACGUGCUGGAUUGUUCGCCGUGUCUGUUUAGUUUGGCGCAUAGUAGUCGGGGUGGGGGGAGGGUUGAUGCUGUGGGAUGA